AUGGUGAAUGAGCAUGAUGAUCGAGAUGAAUAUUUCUGGGCACCAGGGACAGUGGCCCUCGAAGAUGUUCACCGCACCAGCGACCAGCUUGUCCUUGUUCCUGCGCCCUCGGCCGACCCCAAUGAUCCCCUAAAUUGGUCGAACGCUCGCAAGAUCCUAAACUACACUCUCGUCAGCUUCUUCGUCCUCUGGACCUUUGUUCAACUGGACAUAGGUUUUACAGCAUGGGGACCAAUGGAAGAGGAGCUUGGUUUCUCCGUCGAUAUUCUGAAUGCUGGAGCGGCAGUCAAUUACGGUGGUCUUGCUAUUGGAUGCUUCUUCUUCAUCCCACUUGUCCAUAAGUAUGGCCGCCGACCGAUGUAUUUGUUCAGCACUGCAUUGCAACUUGCUUCUUGUAUAUGGCAAGCGCAGACCUUCAGCGUUGGCAGUUUUAUCGGUGCCAAUCUGAUUUCUGGCCUGGGAGGUGCGAUAUCCGAGGUCAUCGCGCAAAUCACUGUCGCAGACAUGUUUUUCGUGCACCAGCAUGCCACGAUGAACGAGUGGUUUGUCAUAUUCCAGUCUGCGGGUGCCUUCCUCGGGCCUGUUGCGUCUGGUUAUAUCGUGGACUCGCAAGGAUGGCGAUGGAUUUGGUGGUGGUGUGUCAUCUUUUUUGCAAUUACACUAAUUUGUGUGAUAUUCCUCUUUGAGGAGUCAAAGUUCGUGCCUGUGCUGAACGGUCAGAGCCUUGUUUCUACAACCCCAGCUCAAGCGAUCGAUAUAUCUGAAGACUCCAAAGCCAAGUCUACCAUUGAUCAUGAAACAACGACGGAGCAAACACCCGCUAGUCGUGUCGGAACUAACUUGGAGAUCAAACCGAAAACUUACUUUGAGAGAAUGGCUCUCGUCACCCCGACUAACGAAUCACUGCUUCCUCAUUUCUGGCAGCCGAUCGAGACAUUGUUCACGUUCCCGGCUGUAACAUAUGCUGCCAUUACUUACGGCUCCACUUUGGCCUGGUUUGCGAUGAUGACUUCGCUCCAGGCUACCUAUAUGCUCAUGCCGCCUUACAAUUUCAACGCGAUCGGAAUCGGUCUCAUGAAUCUAGCACCAUUCGUUGGUGCCGUCCUGGGUUUUCCCGUUGGUGGAUAUCUGAGUGAUAAGUCUAUUCUGUGGCUUUCAAAGAAGAAUGGUGGUAUCUAUGAGCCAGAACAGCGCCUCUGGCUGGCCCUUCCCAGUGUUGUAUUUGGUCCUGCAUCUAUCUUGUUGUUUGGGCUUGGGCUUGCCUAUGGAGUGCAUUGGUCGUGCCUCGCCAUCGGCUUCGGUGUCUUUGGAUUUACAAUAUCUUCUGUCAGUGGUGUCUCACUUUCCUACCUCAUGGAUUCCUAUCAGGAUAUUAUUGGUGAUGCCCUCGUCGGCGUUAUUUUCAUGCGUAAUAUCAUCUCCGUGAUCAUCCUCUUCGUGAUCACGCCAUGGGUCAAUGGUAUGGGCAUGCGGAAUCUCCACAUUCUUGCUGCAGUUGUGGCUUUUUUCCUCUAUCUCAUUCCGGUCCCUCUUCUUAUCUGGGGAAAGAAGGCACGAAUCGCAACUGCCGCGCGGUAUCGGAAGAUGUCAGCAAACCAAAUCGGUCGCCGAACAGUUUGA
Penicillium daleae is the source of this 1620-nucleotide messenger RNA. RefSeq lists its product as uncharacterized. The coding region runs from base 1 to 1620 and encodes 539 amino acids. Lineage: Eukaryota; Fungi; Ascomycota; Eurotiomycetes; Eurotiales; Aspergillaceae. Gene Ontology annotation, biological process: transmembrane transport. The record is from RefSeq and is a predicted model, not a curated record. The transcript has 4 exons. Gene Ontology annotation, molecular function: transmembrane transporter activity.